Zea mays is the source of this 989-nucleotide messenger RNA. RefSeq names its product acyl-acyl carrier protein thioesterase ATL4, chloroplastic. Bases 94 to 783 code for a protein of 229 amino acids. The record is from RefSeq and is a predicted model, not a curated record. Gene Ontology annotation, molecular function: fatty acyl-[ACP] hydrolase activity. Lineage: Eukaryota; Viridiplantae; Streptophyta; Magnoliopsida; Poales; Poaceae. Gene Ontology annotation, cellular component: chloroplast. The transcript has 5 exons.
GGACACCAACAAAGGCAUCCAGCAGAUCGAUCGAGCUCUUCAGCUAAGAACGUGUAGUACGUGCCACGCCACUCUAGCUACAGGCCUCGCACAAUGCAGCAGCAGAUGGCCGGCCUCGUUCAUCAUCAGGCCAUCGGGAUGGUGAGCUUCAGCUCCGGCGCCAAUGCCCGCCACCACGUGGCGGUGCACGCCGGCCGGGCGCGUCUCGGCAGGGUCACGGCGGCUGCGCGGCCCAAGUACUGCCCGCUCCGGGGCGCGGCUGCCGUCGCCGCCCCCUUGGCCAGCGGCCGCGAGCUGCUCGACCAACACACUCGCCCUAGCAACACCACAUCGAGCCAGCAGCUUACUACCACCGUCAGGAAGGACAAGUUUUUCGAGAUCGAGAUGGAGGUGCGCGACGACGAGCUUGACGAGUACGGCGUCGUCAACAACGCCAUCUACGCCAGCUACCUCCAUAGCGGUCGUGACGUGGUGCUUGAGAAGCUGGGCAUCAGCGUGGACUACUGGACAUCCACGGGCAACGCCAUGGCUCUUUCAGAGCUCAACCUCAAGUAUUUCGCGCCUUUGAGGAGCGGCGACAGGUUCGUCGUGAAGGUGAAGCCUGUCCAAAUCAAAGGCGUGCGGAUGAUUGUGGAGCACAUGAUCGAGGCCCUGCCGGAUCGUAAGCUCGUCAUGGAAGGCAGAGCGACCGUCGUUUGCCUCAACAAGGACUUCCGUCCAACUCGGGUAUUCCCGGAGUUAGCAGCAAGAGCCAAGGAAGUUUUCUCCUGCAAGGUUGCAUAAACGACGACGACUACUACUACUAGAGGCGUAAUAUAUAUAGUAGUAGUAACAGAUAAUAAGAUGCAAGCACGAAGGAAAGCAAAUUCUACUCACUGCUUUGGCGGUCUCUCUUCUGUGCUGUCAUGGUCGUGUAUAUGGUUCAAUUCGUUCCGCUAAAUUUUGUACAUCAAUCAAAUCGUAUAAAUAAAUAAAUAAAUAAAUGAGAA